Molecule: messenger RNA, 930 nt
Organism: Solea solea (common sole)
Lineage: Eukaryota; Metazoa; Chordata; Actinopteri; Pleuronectiformes; Soleidae
Product: ribosyldihydronicotinamide dehydrogenase [quinone]-like
Exons: 6
Coding region: 71-883 (270 amino acids)
Cellular component (GO): cytosol
Molecular function (GO): NAD(P)H dehydrogenase (quinone) activity
Source: RefSeq, a predicted model, not a curated record
GCACCACACUGAGCUGCUUUCUGCACAGACACACAACUUAACAAGUGCACAAGUCACAGCUUGGUCCAACAUGGCAAAGAAGGUUUUGAUUGUGUAUGCCCAUCAGAGCGGAGCCUCGUUCAAUGCUGCAGCCAAAAAUGUGGUAGUGGAGGUUUUGUCAACCAAGGACUGCACCGUUGAGGUUUCUGACCUGUAUGCUAUGAAGUUUCAAGCCUCUGCUACUGCGGAGGACAUCACAGGUGACGUUAAGGAUACUGAGAACUUUCGUUAUGCAGAAGAGACCAAGCUGGCAUGGGAGGAAGGAAAGCUGUCUGCAGACAUUACUGAGGAACAACGUAAAGUCACUGAGGCAGAUCUGAUCAUCUUUCAGUUCCCCAUGUACUGGUCCACUGUUCCUGCAAUCAUGAAGGGCUGGUUUGACCGGGUGCUCACACUGGGCUUUGCCUACUCCCAAGAUAAGAUGUAUAGCAAUGGAAUGUUCAAGGGCAAGAAAGUCAUGCUGUCCUUCACCACUGGCUGUCAUGAGUCCAUGUUUACUGAAAAUGGCAUCAGCGGAGACAUCAAUGUCACACUUUGGCCACUACAGAAUGGGAUCCUCUACUACUGUGGCUUCCAGGUUCUGGCCCCCCAAAUCUUCUGGGCUCCCUCUCUGAUUUCUUCUGAGGAGCGUAAGGCCAUGCUGGAGGCCUGGCGCACACGACUGCAGGGACUCCUGGAGGAAGAGCCGCUGGGCUUCACUCCUCUGGACUGCUUUGACGAGAAGGGCUUCCAGUUGAAGCCCGAGGUCCGUGAGAAGCAUGCAGCCAAGAAGGUUGGACUUGCAGUGGGAAUCCACCUGGGGAUGCCCCUCCCACCAAACAGCCAGGUGAAAGCUGGGGUCUGAGGAUGAUGAUGCCAUCCUGUCAGUUUCAUGCAUUAAAAGCUUUAAAA